AUGGGCUGCGGGGGCAGCCGGGCCGACGCUAUCGAGCCCCGCUACUACGAGAGCUGGACGCGGGAGACCGAGUCCACCUGGCUGACCAACACGGACUCCGAGAGCCCGCCGCAGGAGGGCGGCAGCGCCGAGGGCCCCGGCCGGGAGCAGGGCGGCCCGCGCCCCGGUCUUCUGGAGGAUGGGAAAUUGGCUCACACAGGUGUAUCUACAGCACCAGCCACAGCUGGAAUGCUGAAUGCUGAGAAGAAGAACAACUGUGGCCCUCAGUGUGCAAACCCCACAGUCCACGGCAUGGGAACUACAGCACAGAGACAGAAUGGCUUCAGGACCACAGAGAGUAAAUGGGACACACAGAAAACCUCCACACAAGAAGUUGCCAGUAAUGUUACAAAAGGCAUCAGACAAAUUGACAGAAGAAAAACAAAGAAUUGUGCCAAUUAAUGAAGAAAAUUGCAGGUGACGAUGGACUUAACAAAGCUUCACUGCACUUUAAAUAUCAUUCACUGAAGACAUGAAGAUCUCUAGGUGUUCCAGGUUGAAUACAGCAGGCAGCUGCUACUGAGUGCCUCCAGAAGCAGGUCUUGUGGAAACCACCUGCAAGCACUGUAGACGUUGUUUGUCUAAAGCAGCAGCACCAUACAGACAUACACAGAAAUUCAUGACAUUU
Molecule: messenger RNA, 667 nt
Organism: Vidua macroura (Pin-tailed whydah)
Lineage: Eukaryota; Metazoa; Chordata; Aves; Passeriformes; Viduidae
Gene: BAALC
Product: BAALC binder of MAP3K1 and KLF4
Exons: 3
Coding region: 1-441 (146 amino acids)
Cellular component (GO): cytoplasm
Source: RefSeq, a predicted model, not a curated record